AUGCCAAUGGCCGAUAUCCACCACAGCUGGUCGUCCACGCCGUGGCAGCGGCAGCAUCACCUUGCAGUGCCCAUGUUGCACAAGUCUCGCGUCCCCUACACCCGUCCGUCCAACAGCCUCCAGCACGUCCAUGUCUGGGUCCCGACCAAGUAUGCACCGGACGAACCCAGAGCGCCCUCGCCGUCGUGGCUCCCUCCCCCCGACACCACGCUCUGGAUCGUCUACAUCCACGGCGGCGCGUGGCGAGAUCCGCUCGAUACGGCCGACAACCUGGCGCCCGCGCUGAAGAGCCUCUCCCCGGCCUGGCUCGCCUCCCGCGAGGCCCCCGUCGCCUUCGCCUCGGUCAGCUACUCGCUGUCGCCGUACCCGCAGCACGCGACGCACCCGAGCGCGCCGUCCGACCCGAGCCGCAAUGCCACGCACCCCAGGCACAUCCUCGACGUGCUUUCCGCCAUCGCCUACCUCCAGAGCGCCGCCGGCUUCGGGAGCAACUACAUCCUGGCGGGGCACAGCUGCGGCGCCACGCUGGCGUUCCAGGCCGUCGUGAACCCGGCGAGAUGGGGAGUCGACCCGGACAGGGCGCCCGUCCAGGCGCCCCGGGUGGUCGUCGGCCUCAACGGGCUCUACGACAUGCCCAAGAUGGUGGCGCGCCCGGGCCAUGGCUACCGCCAGCACCGCGAGGUCUACGAGCAGUUCACGAGGGGCGCCUUUGGCGACGACGAGCGCGUCUGGAGGGCCGUCAGCCCCGUCUACAUAGAGGACUGGGCGCGGGAGUGGCCCGGCGGGAGACACGCGCUGCUCGUGCAGAGCCGCGAGGACACGCUGGUUCCGUUCUCAGAGGCCGAGGCGCUGGAGGCCAGCUUGUUGAAGUCCAAGGGCGAGCGGCUGAGCGUCGAGCUGGUCGAAGGGCGCGGCGACCACUAUGACAUCUGGAAGCAGGGCACGUUGUUGGCGGAGAUGCUGACGCGAGCUAUUGACGUGUCGGGACUGUAA
Messenger RNA from Metarhizium brunneum ARSEF 3297, 993 nucleotides. It is a transcript of the gene BNA7, whose product is annotated as Kynurenine formamidase. The record is from RefSeq and is a predicted model, not a curated record. Gene Ontology annotation, molecular function: arylformamidase activity; lipase activity. NCBI's taxonomy places the organism in Eukaryota, Fungi, Ascomycota, Sordariomycetes, Hypocreales, Clavicipitaceae.